This is a messenger RNA of Paracoccidioides lutzii Pb01, 1935 nucleotides long. RefSeq lists its product as hypothetical. The record is from RefSeq and is a predicted model, not a curated record. The transcript has 6 exons. Bases 1 to 1935 code for a protein of 644 amino acids.
AUGAGAUUUAUCAAUCGGAUCUUGCUGAACAGGCCUUCCCGCCGUGUUUUACUGCUGCUCUGUAUCUUCCUCUCAGUGGCUGUAAUCAUUGGCCAUAACCUCAGGGGUCACCAAAACAUAAAAUCCCUGCAGGAACAGUAUCAUGAAGAAGCUGGCCAGCAUCCUAGCGUCUUUAAGAAUUUCAUCUCAACAUUAACCAAACUCACCGCAACCCCUGAACAUUUAAACCAUUCAUACGUCGUCGAUGACCCCCGGUUCGCUGACGUAAAGGGGGCUAAGAUACCUAAAAUAUACAGUCCAUAUCCGGACUACCAGAGCCAGGAAUGGAACAAAACCCAUCGCGGUAGAUAUUACCCCUGCGAGGGUCCGAGGGGCAAGUUGGUAGCAGAAAAUCUGGACGACCAGGUUGGGGCUUAUGUGGGCGACCUGAAAUUCCCUAAACCCAUGUUUGGCUCUCAUGGAGCUAUAGGCCUUAAUGAAAAUGUCUUCUUUGACCGCUACACAAGAUACGGCGCAUACGGCUUUGGAGAGAAUGAAACGGACGUCAAGAAUUGGAAGAAACCAUCUCGGGUGAAAUGGGGUAAAGUGAACUGGGGGAAGCUUCAACGGCAGUGCGUCGCAAAAAACGCCGCCAGAUUCUAUAGUGACGAGUUUCUGUUGGGUGACUUGCCGCGAAAUUCUUCCAGACGCCAAAUGAAGCCGGAGACACGUACUGCCCUUCUUAUUCGCACGUACGUGGGAAAGACAUACUCCGAUAAUGAUAUGCAUGUCAUCCGCUCGAUGAUCACAGAAUUGUCACUGCAAUCCGGAGGGGAGUAUACUGUUUUUCUCCUCCUGCAUGUCAAGGAUGGGAAGAUUGAACUUGAUAAGGACGACGUGUAUAAACAGGUUAUAAAAGACCACGUACCCAGGGAGUUUUGGGAGAUAACCGUCCUAUGGAAUAUCCCUAUGGUGUCAAAACGCUACCCAGACCUUGUUCAGAUGAGCCUUACUGACGUACACCGCGCCCAAUGGCUCUCCGUCCAACACUUCACCCUCACCCGCCCAGAAUUUAACUACAUCUGGAACUGGGAACUCGACUCCCGCUUCACAGGCCACCACUACGAAUUCGCCUCCAAACUUUCGCAAUUCAGCCGCAACCAACCCCGCCGCGGCCUCUGGGAGCGCAACGCCCGCUUCUAUAUCCCUGCCCUGCACGGCAGUUACAACCAUGCCUUCCGCAAUUUCACCCAACAAUCUGAAACAGAAACCAUAUGGGGUCCCAUGCCCAUUAACCUCAAAUCUCUCAGGCCAGAAGGUCCCUCACCACCAGUUCCCUCACCGGAGGAGGACAACUAUGAAUGGAGCGUAGGCGAAGAUGCAGAUUACAUAGGAUUCCUCCCCAUCUUCCACCCUAUAGGAACUGAAUGGGUCAUCCGCAACGAAGUCUACGGAUACUUGGGUAGUGACACCCCGCGUCGCGCUUCAUUGAUCACUCACUCCCGCUUAUCCAGGCGCCUCCUCCUCGCUAUGGAUAGCGAGAAUGUCCUGGGCCGACACAUGUCAUCUGAACUUUUCCCCGUCUCCGUUUCGCUGUUGCAUGGCUUCAAGGCCGUCGCGGUGCCGCAUCCGAUAUAUUCGGACAGGAAUCUGUCUGCCAAAAGUGUAGAGAGGUGGUUCAAUCCUGGCAUUAAUGGGCGGUCGGGGAGUUCGAGUAAUAGCCCGUUUGGGUGGAAGAGGGAGGCGAGGUUUUUGGAUUUGUCGUGGUAUUAUCGGGCGAAUUUGGCGGGGAGGUUGUAUUGGAAUUUUUUGGGCUGGGAAAAGGGUUCGACUGGGGGUGCUCUUUAUGAAUUUUUGUACGGACGGGUUGUGCUUCCGUCUAUACUCUUCCAUCCGAUUAAGGAUGUACACCCGGAUGCAAAGAGCAUGGGGUAUAAUUUCGAUUUUCAGAAUUAA